Nanorana parkeri is the source of this 839-nucleotide messenger RNA. RefSeq names its product GRB2-associated-binding protein 3-like. The record is from RefSeq and is a predicted model, not a curated record. Lineage: Eukaryota; Metazoa; Chordata; Amphibia; Anura; Dicroglossidae. The transcript is spliced from 4 exons. The annotation marks the transcript as partial.
UGCGUCCACCUCCGCUGGAUCUGCGGAACCUUUCCACAAUAAGAGAACACACAGCAAUUACAAGAACAUGGACAGUGCCUUAUAAUCGGACCAGCUUUAUCUCCCCAGAAAGCGACUGUAUUAGCUCAGCAAAUAUCUUUGCCAGUUCUGUCUCAGGAGAAGAGGACGAGAGCUAUAUUCCAAUGGAACAGAGGCAAGGAAUAUCACCCAGUAACGGAAGCUUCCCUUGGCCAAGGAAAUUUAACCUUGACUAUCUUGCGCUGGAUUUUAAUUCUGCAUCUCCAUCGCCUGUGCAAAAGAAACCUUUCCUGUCUGAAGAGCAGAGAGUGGACUAUGUGCAAGUGGAUGAGAAGAAGACACAAGCUCUGCAGAGCACCAAGCAAGAGUGGUCCGAUGAGAGGCAGUCAAAGGUGUAAAACGUUUCAUCAGAGGCUUCUUAUGUUUUGCACUAGAUUCAAUCAUUUUUAUAUUGCAGCUAAAAUGGAAAUUUUUGUAUGAACCGUGAAUGUACAAACGGCCGGUGGAAAUAUAAAGCCAAGGGACAAACUGUAUUUAUUUCCAUAAGUAAUUAUUGUGUAUUAUCAUACACUGAUCCAGUCUGAGCACUGCUUGUAUAUAUAUAUACAGGAUUCAGCCAGAACAGCUUGUACUGAGAGCCUCAGCAGCGUGUAUGACUAAUUGUUUCUGUGCUUUCUAUUUUACCAGUUGAUGUUUGAUAAGCCAUAUGGAAUACAGAGCCUUGAAAAUUACCAUGAGCUUUGAUCAGAAGUGUUUGAGCUGUUUUGCACCAAUCAGCUUCUGUCUUUGUUUUUUUAACCUUUCCUAGGAAGGGAGAAGUU